AUGGCAGCCUGCUGUUUUGAUUGCACCCCCUGCCCAGAAAAUGAGAUUUCCAAUGAGACAGAUAUGGAUCAAUGUAUGAAGUGUCCAGAAGACCAUUAUGCCAAUGCAGAGCAGAACCACUGCCUCUACAAAGAUGUGACCUUUCUGGCCUUUGAUGACCCCUUGGGGAUGACUCUGUCCUGUAGGUCAAGUGAGGACAGCAGACCUGCUCAGGAGACGCAGAAGGAGACACAGAAGGAGACAGCUCCGGCAGAGCCUCCUUCCAUGGAGCUGGCUCAGGAGGAGGUCUAUUCUGGUCCUGUGCUCACUCAGGUGGUGGUCACCCCUACAGGCUCUACUCAGCCAGGGUUUCCUUCUCCCAUGGAUAUUGCUCAGACUGGGCCUGCUCAGCUGGAGCUGCCUUCUCCCCUGGGGCCUCCUCAGAGGGAGCCCCCUCCUCCCCUGGAGCCUGCUCAGAGGGAGCUGCCUUCUCCCCUGGAGCUUCCUUAGUGGCAGUUGCCUCCUCCCAUGGAGCCUCCAGGGAUGGAACGGCCUCUUCCCAUGGAGCUUGCUCAGAUGGAACAGCCUCCUCCCAUGGAGCCUGAUCAGAUGGAGCCUCCUCCUCCUAUGGAGCCUGCUCAGAGGGAGACGCCUCCUCCCAUGGAGCCUGAUCAGAUGGAGCUGCCUCCUCCCAUGGAGUCUCAGCGGGGACAUUGUCAGAAGAAGCUGCAUUGUCCUUUGGACCAUGCUCAGGUGGAGGUUGCUCAGACAGGGCCUCCUCACAUGGGAUCUGUUCAGAAAGAGCCUCCUGCUGUCAUGGAGCCACCUCUUCAAGUGAAACCAGUCACCAAAAGGUAUUCUCCCCGAAAAGAGAGUACCAAGGAGAAGUCGGGCAUUCGGAGUGAGGUGGUGCAGCAGGAGCAAGUCCUUAUUGAAGUUGGCUUGGUGCCUGUUAGAUAUAACCAGCUUCUGAAGGGAAGCAGGCAUGCACAGGAUCUUCCAAAGGGAAACCCAAGAAGAGACGAGACACAUAAGGACCAAGAAAUUGGCUCUGAUGGGGAAGGAAAUAAAAUGGCCCUUCUCAAGAAAGUGGGAACAGAGGAAGCUGGCAAGAGUCUAGCUACGCUUGCUGCUCCCAAGGAAUCUACCAGUGUCUUAUCCUCAGAACAAAACUUAAAUGGGUCAGAUGGUGAAACGUUACAUUCUAAGUGUCAGACUGGUUCAGCUGGGCUUUGCGAAAUGGAAGUGGACACUGAGCAGAACCCAGACUGUGUCCCUGUGAAAGCCUCAGCACCCGAACCAGCGUCACCAUUGCCUCCUGUCCCAUCACCAACCGUAACGGCCUCGCCUCCUAUCACGUUGGCUGAAAAUGAGUCACCGGACAUUGAUGAAAACGAAAGCAUCCACAGCCAUGAUGGAAGUGACCUGAGUGAUAAUAUGUCCGAGGGAAGUGAUGAUUCUGGGAUGCAUGGGGCUUGGCCAGUGCCACAAGAAGCAAGUUCAAAAAGUGGGAAGGAGGGGUUGGCAGUUAAAAUAACCGAGGGAG
Messenger RNA from Peromyscus maniculatus bairdii (prairie deer mouse), 1525 nucleotides. The record is from RefSeq and is a predicted model, not a curated record. Lineage: Eukaryota; Metazoa; Chordata; Mammalia; Rodentia; Cricetidae.